This is a messenger RNA of Vitrella brassicaformis, 2278 nucleotides long. The record is from the annotation of a GenBank genome assembly. Lineage: Eukaryota; Vitrellaceae.
GCCUAUCCCUCACUCGCUCACCCCACCGGCCGCACCAACCUACCGCAGCACUACACACCACUUCGCAUGUGUACAUUCAUGCAGCUACGGCUGUCGUCCGACAGGCAUGAGGUCAAAUGGCGUGUUGUCUUGUACGACUGCGUAAUUGAGAUCACCGGCGACCUCAUAAAAGACGGCCUGGUACGCGAUCGGCAAAUCCUCGGGAAUGAACAGUCCCCAACGGCUGCCGUCGUAUUUCUUGGACCGGUCAGUCUCCUUAAACACUGAAUGCAUUCAGACAGACAGACAGACAGACAGGGAUGGAGGGAUACACCCAUACACAUACCUACAUGCAUGCAUGCACAUACAGACAGCGAAUGCAGCUACCUGCUGGAUUCUUAAUGGCAUGGUACAGGUCCGUGUAGAAGUCGACGAAGGGCGUCCCGUCCGUGCAGUUUGCCGUGCAGUGGAGUUCAUGUGCCGUGACCAGCUGGAUGGUCUUCCUGUCGAUUGAGCUGUGCAGGUGCCUCCCUCUCCGAUCGAUGUAGUCGGCAAUCGCUUGGAUGACUCGCUCGUUUGGCAGCUGCAGCAUCGACAUCGAAUAGUCGCACCAUCCGGUGUUCCACAAGGCACUGCGAAUAUACCUGAAGAAAGGAAAGGAAGAUCACCCUUGCAUGUUUCAUUCAGCGGACGAGUGAGUACUUCCACAUGCGCUACCAGUCGAAGACCUUGUCUAUCCGCAGCUGCCCGGCAGCCAUGAAAAGCUCCACCUUCAGUUCGUCCAAAUACAUCUCCUUCUCGACGAACACGUGAUACCAGGCAGCGAUUGGCGGCUCCCCCGCCACCACGUGCAGCUACAGGCAGCAAUGCAUGCUCACAUGGACGGAGCACAUGACAAAGAGAGAGCACAACAGCCGUCAUCUGUCUGGACUGUAAGCCGAUGCGUAUGUACCGGUUUCGCAUUUGACUUUUUCGAUCCUUUUGACGACUGCACAACACACACAUGCCCGCAUCCGUCCAUCUGUCUUCUCCCUUCCACCUAUCAGGCACGUGGCCAGCCAUCCUCGUACCUGGGACGCCGUGACAUUAUUCUCCUUUGUAGCGGGGGCUUCCUCGCCUGUCUGCGGCAUCCGAUGCAGCCUCAGACGAUUGUAAAUCAAUGGUGCUUUAUCAUGUACGACUGCGAGGCCCAUAUCAUCGGCGAUUUCCAUAAGGACGGCCUGGUACACGGCAGGCAAUUCAUUGGGAAUGUACAGACCCCAACGGCUGCCGUCGUAUCUCUCAGACAGCUCAGUCUCCUUGAAGACUGAAGGCAUUCAGACAAAUACAUAUACGCACAGACAGAUAAACACACAGACAGAGAGAGAGACCAGACAGACAGACAGACAGACAGCGAAUGCAGCUACCUGCUGGAUUCUUAAUGGCAUCGCAUAGGUCUGUGUAGAAGUCGACAAAGGGCCUCCCGUCCGUGCAGUGGAGUUCAUGUGCCGUGACCAGCCGGAUGGCCUUCCUGUCGAUUGAGCUGUGCAGGUGCCUCCCUCUCCGAUCGAUGUAGUCGGCAAUCGCUUGGAUGACUCGCUCGUUUGACAGCUGCAACAUCACCCCAUAGUCGCACCAUCCGGUGUUCCACAAGGCACUGCGAAUGUACCUGAAGAAAGGAGGAAAGGAAGAUCAGCCUUGCAUGUUUCGUUCAGCGGACCACGUCCGCUACCAGUCGAAAACCCUGCCAAUCAGCAGCUCCCCCUCAGCUAUGAAAUUGUCCACCUUGAGCUCGUCCAAAUAGCUCUCCUUCUCGAGGAACACGUGAUAUGAGGGGAUGGUGGGCGGCUCCCCCUCCAGUACGUGCGACUACAGUCAGGAAGUGCAUCCACCCACAGGGGAGCGCACAAAAGCCAAAGAGAGCACAACAACUGUCGUAUCUAAAGACUGUCAGUUUGCAUGUGCAAGUUUGUAUCUACCGGUUGGUCAUCGUGCGCAUCUGACUUGCCGACCGCUGCUGAGGACUGCAGUGCACUCACGACACACACACACUCGGAGAUGCAAUGAAUGCGCGCCUCGGCACACACACCUGGGACGCCGUGGCGUUAUUCCCCUUUGUAGUGUCGGCCUCUCCGCAUGUCUGCGGCAUCUGAUGCAGCACCAGAAGACUGUGCCUGGAACUCGUGAUGAUUUGGCGAUUUCGUGAGAGGAGAGGGCGAGCGAGAGAUAGGCCAGGUGGAGGUCGCGUGAAGCCGCGUGCGAGGCACACGACAGAGGCGAUACAAACGAGGAUGCACCCUCUCAUCAAGAGAUGGCUGGG